GUAUUUUAUAAUUGUAUUAGUCUUAACUCUUAACUGCUGAUGGAUGAAGGGAAAGACUUUUGUUUGUAGUGAGAAAAGAAAAUGGAAAACAUAGAGCACAGACUGAUUCCCGUCAACGGCUUGCAGAUGCACGUGGCGGAGGUGGGCGAGGGGCCGCUAGUGCUCUUCAUCCACGGCUUCCCGAAGCUCUGGUACUCAUGGCGCCACCAGAUGACUUUCGUGGCGGCGCAAGGUUACCACGCGGUGGCGCCGGAUAUGAGAGGCUACGGAGAAACCACAGGCGCGCGGCUGGAUGACCCAUCGAAAUUCGCCAUAAUGCACCUGGUUGGCGACCUGAUCGCGCUGCUGAACGCUGUUGCGCCGAAUGAAGAGAAGGUGUUUGUUGUUGGGCAUGACUGGGGCGCCAACGUGGCUUGGCAUCUCGCUAUGUAUCGGCCUGAUAGAGUCAGGGCUUUGGUCAAUCUAAGCGUGCCUUUUUUCCCCGGAAAUCCUGAGGCGAAUCCGGUUGAGGCGUUUCGGAAAUUGUAUGGUGAUGAUCACUAUAUCUGCAGGUUUCAGGAGCCUGGUGAUAUAGAAGCUGAGUUUAAGAAGGUUGGCACCAAAGAAGUUCUCAAGAACAUUCUGUCAUACCGCGAGCCUGCUCCCCUUUUCUUCCCCAAGGGCAAAGGAUUUAUCUACUCCACCGAUAGAGCGCCUUGGUUGACAGAGGAUGAUCUUGACUAUUAUGUUACCAGAUUUGACAAGACUGGCUUCACCGGAGGAGUGAACUACUAUCGUGUGUUUGUCUUAAACUGUGAACUGAACGCCCCCUGGUCAGGAGCUGGAGUCACAGUGCCGUCGAAGUUCAUCACCGGGGAAUUUGACCCUACCUAUCAUCUUCCUGGGACCAAAGAUUUCAUACACGGAGGCGGAUUCAAGCAAUUCGUGCCAUUGUUGGAGGACGUGGUCGUGCUUGAAGGAGCUGCUCACUUUAUCAAUCAAGAAAGGCCAGAUGAGAUCAACCAACAUAUAUAUGAUUUUAUAAAACAGUUCGAAACAAAAUAGUCACUAUAAUCAUAUGAUGUUAGGCUUCUAGAUCAUGUGAACAACUUCUUCUAGAUGAUAAACAGGUUAUUUGUUCACAA
This is a messenger RNA of Salvia splendens (bonfire salvia), 1124 nucleotides long. Its product is annotated as epoxide hydrolase A-like. Gene Ontology annotation, molecular function: catalytic activity. The transcript is spliced from 3 exons. The record is from RefSeq and is a predicted model, not a curated record. NCBI's taxonomy places the organism in Eukaryota, Viridiplantae, Streptophyta, Magnoliopsida, Lamiales, Lamiaceae. The coding region runs from base 82 to 1044 and encodes 320 amino acids.